Asterias rubens (European starfish) is the source of this 3841-nucleotide messenger RNA. RefSeq names its product DNA damage-binding protein 2-like. Gene Ontology annotation, molecular function: damaged DNA binding; protein binding. Gene Ontology annotation, biological process: DNA repair; response to UV. The transcript has 11 exons. Gene Ontology annotation, cellular component: Cul4-RING E3 ubiquitin ligase complex; nucleus. The coding region runs from base 149 to 1771 and encodes 540 amino acids. The record is from RefSeq and is a predicted model, not a curated record. Lineage: Eukaryota; Metazoa; Echinodermata; Asteroidea; Forcipulatida; Asteriidae.
UGCAAAACAUUGUCUGUAUAGUCUGAUGCCAAAAACCAAUCUCGCUCUCGAUAAAGCAAAAUGGGAACCAUAAGUCCAGGCACCACGGUGUUCUUCAGAUUGUUGUUAUGUAAGAAAAAAAUCAGACACGUGAAACUGAAUGUGACAGAUGACUACACUAAUUUCAAGAACGUACAGAGCAAAGAGUAGAUGGAGUAGAUUGUCAUGGUUUUGUAUUCCUGCUGAUGCUACAGAAGUCAUAGUCGUUAUGAAGGAUCACAACGAAGCGAAUGGAGUAGAUUCUGGAAAGCGAGUUUUGAGGCCACGUAAAGUGGCUUCAGCUGUCGAGAGCCAUAGUCAUACUCCUACAGAAACUAUUAAGGAGGUGACAGUAAAUCAGCCAACAGUUAUCUCCUGCAACUCAUCAGCCGAUGAAAAUGCUAACAUAUGGAAGAAGACACUGGCCCAGAACGCUCCGAAGCCGAUUGCCACCAAUCCAAUCGGACUUAACAGUAACAGCAUGCUACACAGACUCUAUAAUAGAUCAUGUAGAUCUUCACACAUCAACAAACUCAAACAGGCAGUGGUACAGCCGUACGUUGAACAGACUUUAAAGAACUUCAGGAUUCAGUCUACGGCAAGUCCAUUUGAUCGACGGGUAACAGCUAUGGAUUGGCACCCCACCCUCCCUAAAACACUUGCUGUAGCCUCCAAAAGCGGUGACAUUGCUCUAUGGAGUUAUGAGAAAACUGCACAGGUCCAUUUAAUUAAGGGGAUGGGCAAAGGUGGUUCAGUGACCUCAAUGACAUUUGACCUUGAUGAUCCAAGUGGAGUCUACACUGCUUCCAUUGAUGGAACAUUUUGUCGUCAGUGCCUUGAAGGAAAUCGUCAAAACUCACAUCAAGUCUUUCUCAGUACUGGAAAUUACAGUCGCUGGUAUUGCUGCACUGGUGUCAGCUAUGCAAGGAAACUACUUCUUGCUGGUGACAAUGUUGGCAAUAUGACGAUGAUGGAGAAGGAAGGUGGUAAGGCUCUCUGGACCAAACGCCUCCAUAAAUCGAAAGCCAACCAUUGCGAGUUCAACAAGCAGUGUGAUUGGCUGAUGGUCUCUGCAUCAGGCGACAAAACCGUCCGGAUCUGGGAUGUGAGAAUGAUUUCAGAUCGUAAAAGCGCCCUCUAUGAACUACCUCAUAAGAAACCGAUUAACUCUGCAUGUUUUAGUCCAGAUGGGACAAAGUUAUUGACAACUGAUCAGCACAGUGAGUUGAGGAUUUACGCAGGCCCCCUAUGGGACAGAAUGGAACAGUCCAUAGCUCACCCACAUCGCUUUUUCCAACACUUGACACCUAUAAAGGGUUCCUGGCAUCCCAUUCAUAACCUUGUGAUUAUUGGGCGGUACCCUGAUAAAAAAUCGCCCAGUUACCAAGAAGGAGAAAAUAGAACCAUCGACGUCAUUGAUGGCAGCUCGGGUGAAAUAGUCUGCCAGCUGUUGGACCCCAAUGUGCAGCCAGGGAUAGUUUCACUGAAUCAGUUUAGUCCAUUUGGCGAUUCCUUGGCAUCAGGAAUGGGAGGAAGUGUUCUCAUCUGGACAGAUGCGGUGAAGCUGGAGCAGAUCCGCCAUGAUAAACUGAAGAAGACUCUUUCCGAAAACGGGCAGGACCCUGGGAAGAUAGCUAACCCCAUCCCGGACCUAGCGUUGCAGAGGAGGCGACAACGACGUAGACGUCAGGAUGACGAUGAUGAUAUCGGUGCCAUGAAACAAAGACUUAAAGGAAAACUUGCCAGGAAAUGAAAAGAUUAACGCUAACCUAUUAUAGAGCCUUAAUUAGGGCAAAGAAGUAAAAUGAGACGAUUUAUCAAUGAGCGUUGAAAGACUUUUACAUGUUCGAUCACCAAACAAACAAAAGCGGGUCUCAGUGUUUCUUCAUUCAGGUUUUUAUAUACAAAGGAUCGAUGCAUAAAGUAAAGAAGUGUUUAUUUUCAUAAUGCUGUUUGUAUCUAAAUAUAUUUUUUCAUACUGAUAACUGCCAAAGCUAUAACUUUUAUUAAUGUUUCAAAGAGGGAGUCAUGUUUUUUUUUGUUUUAUCGCGGUGUUGCCAUAAAGAACUGUUUUAUUAAAGGAGUGAAAACCCACCAAUUAGGCUUGAUGUAAGAAAAAAUAUGAUUGAAGGCAUCCAAUCACACUUUAGACUUUGACAACUGCGGCCCUCACCAGCCUAGGAAGGCAUGAGGGGCCGGGUCACUUUGUUUGUUUGCAGUUUUUUUUCAGGAGCAGAGAAAGGGACAUGUUCGGUCGUCAGACAAAUACACCGAGUGUUGUUCCUCCGACCAGCAGGUGGCCUAUUUUAUAGGUAAAAGAGGGCGCUUUGUAAUUAUCCAUCCUAGGUUCGAAGACAAUAGGGUGCUUUCGUAAGACGACGGCAGGCACACACGACGGAAGGUAGCAUAACACGGUAGUCCAGAUGCUCACGGUCGAGUGCUCAUGUCCUGUACGUUGUGGAGCGCUUGGUUACAUAUAAUAGUCUCUUUCCCGCGAGGGUCCUUUUUUUCCAGUCCAAUCGCCUAAACAACGUUUGCGAAGCUGGCAUUCCCCAAACUUUUGCCUGGCAAUUCUCGGGAACACAAUAGCUACUUUUGAAAUCGAAUAUGAUAAGAUACUUCUCACACGAGAAAGGGGCUUGAUUCAAGUCUAUCACGGUUCAGUGCAAGGCUCCCCAACCAUACAACGUGUACAGACGACAACUCCAUUGGCAUACAGACCGUACGUUGUUUCACCAUAAUACCGGUUCCUACAGCUGUUCAACGGGGACUACUUUAGGUUGGCGCGUGUAUCGAUCGAUUUUUCUUUCUCCCGUACACUGAUCUCUGUUAUAAUCAGUAAUCCCAUAUAACGUGGAGUCUGGUCAAAAUAUUUGAGUCUGGCGAUUUCAAAGUGAUUUCAAAGUGAACUCACACUGCUUGAAGAUAAAACGGUAGAAAGUUUCAAUUAAAUUACUACUUGCCGAGGUUUUUAAUUUGUUGAGAAAUGAGUAAAUCUAAAAUCGCAAAAACAGUUUAAGCUUGUUUAAUGGAUUCACCAUUAAACAUUCAAAAACACAAAAGCCAAAACGAUCGGCUGAUACGGCGUUAAUGUUUAUUCCUUAAUUGUCCUUAUUAAAAUAAUCAAGUGAAACCUCACUGUGGACGAAAGUCGGUGCAACUAGGUGACAAUGUGGUACAUAUGUAAUUUUAUUGGAACUCAAUUAGAAUGAAAGGGCUGCUCAAGCCGCACAGUUCAAACACCAUCCGUCUAUACUUGGCGUAUUUGGUUACAUUAGUUAUCUAGAGACAAUACUUUGUAUUAAUAUAUGUACCAAUUCAUAUGUUAUGUUUUCUAAAGUUAUUUCAAACAUUACGAUUUACUAAUUGUGUUUUUUACGGCCUUUGACUUUUUUUGUUUAACAUUACAAUCAACUUUUUUGUUUAACAUUACAAUCAGCGAAACUUUUGUUUGUUUAACAUUACAAUCUACUUUUUUUGUUUAACAUUACAAUCAACGAAACUUUUUUUGUAAAAAGAGAGUUCAAAACAGAAUGUGUCUGUUUGUAUCGAACUCCUAUGCGAAAAAAAUAAAGUCACAGUCGAAGUGGGGAAAAUUACAUAAUUCUAUCCCCACGGUAAAAUGGUUUGUUUUGUGUUGUUAUUCCUUCGCACAGACAUACUGUUUUCAGGCCGCUUUGAUUGAAUCUCAUCAAUAUUUACGAGGAAAACAAAAUCGCUGUACAAGAAUUUACAUUCCUCUUGUUGACCUUCCUCUCUGUAAACAUGGCAAACAUUUUAUGCAGAGGUGAUUUACCAUUGCUCUUUCAUGAAAAAAAAAAAU